Messenger RNA from Venturia canescens, 3850 nucleotides. Its product is annotated as putative protein kinase C delta type homolog. The record is from RefSeq and is a predicted model, not a curated record. NCBI's taxonomy places the organism in Eukaryota, Metazoa, Arthropoda, Insecta, Hymenoptera, Ichneumonidae. The transcript has 5 exons. The coding region runs from base 1921 to 2490 and encodes 189 amino acids.
AGGCGUCAAAAAUUCGACUAGUUCGGAUGGUUAAGCGUGCAGUGGACGACACUCGACAUAUUCCCCCACCUCUGCUUGCUUCUCACAUAUACGCGAUUGUACAAAAUAUAUUUGUUUUUUUUUCUCGUUGACCCCUGUUGUGUAUGCGUUUUCAAUGCUGGGAGCAGUGGAGCGAGCCUUUGUUUUGGAUUACACGAAAAAAACCCUUUUCUGUUAUGAUGAACAACAACGAAAACCGUGUGUUUGAGAAAAAUCGUUAUGCGACAAGAAAACUUGACUAAUAUUUUUUUUUCCAUUUUCGAAUCUUCAAGAUUUAUCGUUUCCUUCAUUCAUCGUGCCAGUCUCAUCGCUGAAAUCGAUCGUCGUGUGUUUAUAUAUGUGUGUGAAACAAAUCAUCGAUCGACAAGUUCGCUUAUAUAUAUUCACGAAGCUUACGAUUCAACGGUAAAAAGUGAUUAACGUGAAAAAAAAAAAAAAAAAAACGGUUCUGAAGACCGAAUCGAUGUUUCUUCUUUUCCUUCCGCACGUAUGCAUCUUCGAUUGACGCGAAAACUACGCAAAUUGUAAUAUAUGUAUAUAACACGAUGUGCUGCUGCUGCGAAAUUCCAAUUCGAUGUUUUGGCGAUGGACCCAAAAGCGGGUCAAUAUCGUACGCUAUAUAAAACACCGAGAGAGACGGAAAGUAACGUGUCUUGUCAGGAACAAGACGAAGAAGGAGGAGCAGAGAAGAAGAAGAAGCGGUGAAAGAGUGCGAAAAGACGAUCUUUUAUCUAAACAUAAAGUGAUGAGAAUGAAACGGAAGCAGCAGGCGUGAGAUCAAAAAGACUCGGCGAUUGUUGGGACUGUUCCCGAAUGUGAGAAUAACACGAGAUUUACACAGCCUGUUAUUUUAUUAUUCUCUUCGCGUUGAAUACAAUACAUAUGUGUGUAUACGUUAUGUAUGCAUAUUUGUGUCCAGUGGCCUUCGCAAACGAUACUAAAAAUAAUGGAAUUCGUUGAUUCCGUUAUUCUCUUUAGACGCCUCCGCCCAUGGCGAAAAGGGGAUAUAAGUGAACGCAUUAUCGAAGAAAACGAUGCUGAAAAACUGCUGUUUCCGUACAACAGAGUGCUAUAAACUUCCCGCAUACGGAAACUGAUAGUUAAAAUGAUAUAAAAGUUAUUUACUUCAACCAAACUCGUGCAAUAUAUACUCAAACAAUUUGUAAACUCGUCUUUGCACAUACGCAGCAGAUUUGACGAAUAAUAAAAGAAUUUAAUAUCGAAUCGAUAAUCGAAUUUUCAGUGGCCAUCUUCACUCGCCUGACUUAUGAAUCUGCCUACAACGUUGUUGUUCUCAUCGUUCGCAAAUAACAGUAAACCAACGAAAAAAGUGUAUUCAUAAUCUGAAUUGUUGUACGUUCGUGACUCUUUAAUCGAUGAAAAAAUAAGCCGAAAAUAACGGAAGCAACACGGUCGAGCAUUACGAAAAAAUCGCGAGACUGCGCUGGGUCGGUCAACCGCCCCAAAAAUAAUAUUUCUAAUAGAAGAUGCAUAAAAGGUCAACGUGGUGAAGAAAAAUGCAACUGAGAGAAACCAAUAAACCUCAAAGUGUGCGAUCCACGACGCGAGUGCUCGGUAUUUAUAGACGAAAUUUGAGGAAGAGAGUGACAGAGAGACGCUUCUUCGCGCCUUCGAUUCUCGCGAUAGACAACGACUCGAGGGAAUAAAAAUACAUGAGUGAUCGAAAAUAUUUAAUUCUCUGUUAGAAAGAUAAGUUUUAAAACGAAAACAGCGAGUAACUGGACACAAAAUGAUCGGAGGAAAAAGUAUAGGAGACUUGUCGCGAUUCGAGCCGUAAUUCGAGGUUGGUCGGAUUUUCAUUGACGGCUAAGGAAGAAAAGGAGUAGACAGAGAGGAGAGAAAACAAAGCAGGAGAAUAAGAUGAUGUUCACCGGUGGAAGAACGUCACACUCAAAGAAAAGAAAUACCCCCAGCAGAGCCGGAAGCGGAAGGAAAUCGUCCCUCGAACAGAACAGAAUUCCGCAACCGCGAGUUGGACCCGAUGGAUACACUUACCGAACCAGAAUACCAUCUGCAUUGAACCCAACGGAUUUGCCACCAGCCAAUGCAGGAAGAACGUACGUUUAUCGUACGAGAAUACCUCGAAGAGAUGCUCUUGGUGCAUCCUCAUCGCCGCCACGAGAAAACAACGUCGGCGUACCGAUAACUCGAAGACGAGGAGCCGUUAAACACAACAAAGUUCAUAUUGUCCGAGGACACAAGCUAGUAGCAAAGUUUUUCAGACAGCCAACCUUUUGCGCUCUUUGUAAAGAUUUCUUGUGGGGUUUUUGGAAACAAGGCUAUCAGUGUCAGGCGUGUCAAACCGCAGUUCACAAAAAAUGUCACGACAAACUUCUCACAAAAUGUCCCGAAAGCGGACGAGAGUCCGAAAGCACUAUAGUGAGUAAUCGAGGAGUAAAGGAGAAUGAUCCGUUCAAAAUGAUUUCAUGACAAGUAGUACUGCUGAAAAUAACAAUGACUGAAGAAACGAGUGCUGGAGCUCUACUAAAAAAAUAAUUCAUAACUGAAUUUUCUCAUAUAACGUACAUAGAAUAUAAGAUAUGUAAUAUACAGAAAUGUAUAAAUCGCCUCAUGCUGUAACUCAAUUGUUUAAAAAAUUAAAGAAUCCUUUAUAAUGCUUUACGGUAUUCCUUUCGCAUGACCAUAUUUUUUGAUGGCGCAAAUUGGGACACUCGAUUCCUAACUUCUGAGAAGUCGCGGUUAUAUAUGAAAAGCUUCUGCUUCUGCCAUUUUUCAACUUGUAUCGUUAAUGUUUAUUUUAAACAUUCGGAAUUUAUAAUUAUUUAGUAUAUGAUUUAUAUUUAAUAUAAAUGUGGUUAUGAUGGAAUCUCCAUAAGCUCAUCUCGUAUAAAUUUUAAUUUCGCCAUUCUAUUCGCAUGCACUUCUACUUUACUGUAAUUAAAAAUCAGUUAUUCGUAGAAUAUUCAGGUUCGUGAAAGGAAUACCUUAAAGCACUUCAAAUACUGUGCACUAACGAUGCAUUUUAUUUUUUAUCUAACCGAAAGUUUUAUCAAUCUUUCUAUGAGAUUUAACAACUACGGUGCGUUUACGUGGAACGAAGCACCGACUGUGGUGAACGUUCAAAUUUAGCUUGACGUCAUUUAGAUUAUUAGUUAUUUUUCCAUACAAUUUUGUAGAAUGGACAUAGCAUUCGUAUGUGCAAAAAAAGUACAGGAACUUGUAAUUUUUAAAUAUUACUCGAAUCGAUGGAAUAUUUUACAAGGUUCGAGAAAUAUGAUGGGGCCUGACCACAUGAUGACCUUUACUACUUAAAACUGGAAUUUUAUCCACUUGAGUAGUUCCGAAACCAUUCUUAUGACCCCAAAGCAAUUUACGAGAAAAAUUCUCGUAGAAGAAUUGAAAGAAAGCAUGGAAAUUUCGAAAAUUGGUUCCUGCACUGAAAAUUGCAACAGAACGAGAAAUGACUAAGUUUUAACUAUACGCUUUUCCGAAGUGAAUCAUAUACCGAAUUGUAGUUCGACAAAGCUUUUUUGGCAUAACUAAUAAAACGAGGCAAUAAAAGAGAUUUAUAUACUCGUGAAAACUAAAAACAAAAUCAUAACUUUUCACACUUUCGCUACUGAAUUUCACAUCGUUCUGAAUACAACAAAUAAUUAUAUUUUUCAUAGGCUAAAUACGCAGUUAUGGAAUUUGUUCUAAUCUUUUUUUUUGCAGAUGUAGUCUGCAGGUCCCUAAGGAAGACCGAGAAAAAAGUUUGAACAAUUUUCGUACGCCAAAUCUGUGAAUAAAUAUUGUCUAGCAGAGAAAAAAUAAAACAUUAUUAUUAUUA